Molecule: messenger RNA, 1173 nt
Organism: Juglans microcarpa x Juglans regia
Lineage: Eukaryota; Viridiplantae; Streptophyta; Magnoliopsida; Fagales; Juglandaceae
Product: non-functional NADPH-dependent codeinone reductase 2-like
Exons: 4
Coding region: 65-1042 (325 amino acids)
Cellular component (GO): cytosol
Molecular function (GO): aldose reductase (NADPH) activity
Source: RefSeq, a predicted model, not a curated record
AAGUCGCGCGUGGUGAACUAGAGGAACGGGCCGGACAUCACACGAUAAGAUUUGCAGAAAAAUCAUGGCUGGGCGCAGCAUUCCAGAGCUCCUUUUGGACUCCUCGAGCGGCAAGAGCAUUCCACUUCUGGGCUUCGGCACGGCCGAAUACCCUUUUGGCGCCUCCUCUGAAACCAUGAGAGAAACCUUCCUUCAUGCCAUCAGACUGGGAUACCGCCACUUUGAUACGGCUUCUCUUUACCAGUCCGAGCAGUAUCUUCGGGAAGCCAUUGACGAUGCCCUGCGCCUUGGCUUAAUCAGAGGCAGAGACGAACUCUUCAUCACUUCCAAGCUCUGGUGCAGCGAUGCACACUACGACUGUGUCCUCCCUGCACUGCAGAAAACACUCGACAAUCUAAAUUUGGAGUACAUAGAUCUUUAUCUUAUUCAUUGGCCCGUAAGCUUGAAGCCAGGGGAAAAGGAACUGCCUGUUAAAAAGGAGGACCUCCUUCCUAUAGAUCUCAAAUCUGUAUGGGAAGCUAUGGAAAACUGUCAAAAGCUUGGUUUGGCUAAAUCCAUCGGUGUAAGCAACUUCUCCAUAAAGAAGCUUCAAACCCUACUUGCCACAGCAAGGAUCCCUCCAGCCGUCAAUCAAGUGGAGAUGAACCCGCUUUGGCAACAGAGAAGCCUGAGAGAGUUUUGUGAGGACAAGGGUAUACAUGUGACGGCGUACUCUCCCUUGGGAGCCAAAGGAACACUUUGGGGAACAAACUGGGUAAUGGAAUGUGAGGUGCUAAAAGAGAUUGCUUAUGCUAGAGGAAAAUCGGUUGCCCAGAUUUCAUUAAAAUGGGUAUAUGAGCAAGGAGUUAGUGUGCUUGUGAAAAGCUUCAACAAGGAGAGAAUAAAAGAAAACCUAGACAUAUUUGACUGGAAACUAAGCCCAGAGGAGUUACAGAAGAUAAGCCAUAUUCCACAACGAAAAGGAUUCCCUGGAAUUGAAUUUAUCUCUGAUGAAGGCCCUUACAAGACUCUUUCAGAGCUUUGGGAUGGCGAGAUUUAUUAAUUUAGCGUGCAUUUGGCGAGAAAGAACUUCACAUUAUCGAUCGCACUUUCUUAAUAAAUUAUGAUCGAUUAUUUACUAUAUAUGGAAUAUUUAUCAUGCUCUGAUCUUAUCUCUCUCUCUCUUUUCUUGUU